Molecule: messenger RNA, 558 nt
Organism: Manacus vitellinus (golden-collared manakin)
Lineage: Eukaryota; Metazoa; Chordata; Aves; Passeriformes; Pipridae
Product: Alstrom syndrome protein 1 homolog
Exons: 2
Coding region: 49-558 (169 amino acids)
Biological process (GO): regulation of centriole replication
Cellular component (GO): centrosome; cytosol; centriole
Source: RefSeq, a predicted model, not a curated record
CUUGUGCCCUCCCAGCCUCCUGGGAUUCCUUCAGGAAAAGGACCAUAGAUGGGGAUAGAUGUUGCAUGUGUUUGUCUCCCAAUCUUUGUUCUCUCCUGUGCUUUUUCAACAGGGACCUCGUGGUUUGUCCAAGGAGAAGACUUGAAAUCUGAAUCUAGGAAAGAAAACCAUUCCAGUGCCAUUUCUGGUCCUGGGCCAUCCUGGUUUGAGCCCUGGACCAGCACGAAGCCCUGGAGGGAACCUCUCCGAGAGAAAAACUGGGAAGAGCAGCAGCACCACGUGGUUCCUGCAGCAGCUCCAGACAGAGGUGCUGGGAAGGGGCCUGUGCUGCCCUUUGUGAAGCUCACGCUGCAGGAGGCUCUGGCCGUUCAUCGCCCCGAUUUCAUCUCCCGCUCCGGGGAGCGAGUGAAGCACCUCAAGCUGGUCAUGGAGGAGAGGAGGAUCCAGAGGGGGCUGCAAUCCCAGCAGGAAGAACUUGGGAAUCCCCCCGGGAAGAGGAAGGGCUGCAGGAGUGCCAGUCACCUGCUGGCAGACACAGGUACCGUCAGGAGGCUUUAA